AUGAUCUCCCUCUGGUGUCUGUCUUCAGUACUGCAGGCUCUUUGGUGCUGCAGCAGCAAGUCACACAACUGGCCUUUUUUCUCAUCGGCCCCCAGGCAUCCAAAGUAUAUCAGCUUCCCCAUCAGCACCCCAAGUCAGGCGAAACACAAACCAGUCUCUUGUGCAGCCAUUCAGAAAGCUCUGGGACACCAGACACCCACUCUCCUCUUCCCUCCCAAGCAUGAAGCCUCCGGGGGCACCUGGUCCCGACUGCAGAGCCACAGCAGUCUUGGCAGGCUCUCUGGUGCCAAGCCACGCCAGUUCCACCGACGCUCCGAGUCAGGGCAGAGUAACCAGUCACUCGGACUCCCCUCAGAAAGCUGGAACUUCGGUACUCCAAUACUUUGGCCACCUGAUGGGAAGAGCCGACUCAUUGGAAAAGACCCUGAUGCUGAGAAAGAUUGA
Rangifer tarandus platyrhynchus (Svalbard reindeer) is the source of this 444-nucleotide messenger RNA. NCBI's taxonomy places the organism in Eukaryota, Metazoa, Chordata, Mammalia, Artiodactyla, Cervidae. The record is from the annotation of a GenBank genome assembly.